This is a messenger RNA of Bolinopsis microptera, 2621 nucleotides long. Its product is annotated as transcription factor E2F5-like. NCBI's taxonomy places the organism in Eukaryota, Metazoa, Ctenophora, Tentaculata, Lobata, Bolinopsidae. Gene Ontology annotation, biological process: regulation of transcription by RNA polymerase II. The record is from RefSeq and is a predicted model, not a curated record. Gene Ontology annotation, molecular function: RNA polymerase II cis-regulatory region sequence-specific DNA binding; DNA-binding transcription factor activity, RNA polymerase II-specific; protein dimerization activity. Gene Ontology annotation, cellular component: RNA polymerase II transcription regulator complex. Bases 43 to 1458 code for a protein of 471 amino acids. The transcript is spliced from 9 exons.
AGGAGGAAUGUAAAGGGAGAAGGGCCAUGUAAAAGAGCACUGAUGACACAGCCAGCCAGUCCUCUUUCCGCACGAUACGACAACUACACCAACAUCAAGAGAUCCAUCAUUAACUCACAGGUAAAGAGAAAACUGCUCUCAGAAGAACCUCAAGUAAAGUAUGAGAUAACUAACCUAGAUGAGAAUCCUAAAUCUCCUCGAACCCCUAAACACCCCCCACUGCUACUUAAUCACAGAACCAACUGCUCAGAUACUACACAGCUCCCCUUUGGUCUCGCCAACAAAGCCCCGCCACAAACCCCGGCUACUCCCAAGACCAGUAAACGUCUGAGAAGCGACAGCUUCAGGAGUGAGAGGAGUGAGAGUUUUAGGAGCGAAAGAAGUAACAGUUACAAAAGUGACGGCUGUACAUCACCUCUAGAUUCACCAUUUUACAGUCCAGACAGCACCCCCUCGCUGAGUGGGGGUAGUCGAUGUAGGGCGUCUAAAUCACUCGGAGCUCUUACCGGCAGGUUCUGUCAGCUACUGGCUAGUUCUCGAGACAGCUCGCUAGAUCUCAACUACGCGUGCUCCAAGCUAGGUGUAGCUAAACGGCGCAUAUACGACAUUACGAAUGUGCUGGAGGGAGUGGGCCUGAUUGAGAAAACUACUAAAAAUCUUAUUAAAUGGAGGGAGAACACAGAGCAAGAUACGGACCCUGACAGUAUAGCUGAGAAAGAGAAACAGAAGAAAGUAACCCUCCUCCAAUCCGAAAUAUACUCCUUACAAUUGCAGGAGCAGCAUUUAGACAAGCAAAUAAUAGGAGCCCUAGUUCAGGAGCUGAAUCUCAUAGCAUCAGACAACUGCAAGGAGAACCACCCGAAAACAUACGUGGUUAACGAUGACUUGGAGGGUAUAGAAGAGUUCUGGGGUCAGAUUCUCGUGGCGGUUCCUGCUCCCAGUCAGGCUAAGUUAGAGUUCCUAGAUCCUGAGGGAACCGACUCGGAGAUCAGGAUAAAAGUGAGUAGCGAGGGUAUACCAUUUGACGUGUUCCCAGUGUUCCCCAAAGACCCAGAAGAGGCGGACACCACCAUCAAGACAGAGCCCCCGUCAGAACCUCCCGACACAGCGGGCCCCUCCUCUUCCUUUACCUCCUCCUUCCCCGCCCCUUCUCUCCAAUCAGCCGCUCCUUCUCACUCCUCUCUCUUCUCCUCCCCCCAAAAGAAAUCCCUCUCCAUGACCCCCAAGAAAACCCCCCUGAAAACCCCCGUCAAACUAGCUCGUCAGUCUCUAGAUUUCCCCUCCCCAACUUGUGCUCUAAAGUCCCCCUUUGGGUCGCCCUACAGGUCCUCACCCUACAAGUCUCCCUUCAAGAGGAAACUGUCUUUUGGGCUGCCAGCCAGUCCGGACCUCAACCUGGACUUUCUGUGCGGACUUGACGAUACGGAGGGGAUAGCUGAGCUGUUUGACAUGUGGUGAUCAGUCACGUGACCAGUUAUCUUCCAGAGAGAAGUUGAAGAGAGUUAAAGAAGGUACCUGUACACCUGUGUACUUCAACAUUUAUCGCAAAUUUCCUUGUAUAAAAAGUUUUAUGUUCUGCUGUUUACGUUUGAAAUGACUAUAAUAUGAUAUGAAUCUUGAUUUCCUCCGUUUAAAACGCAUUACUUUAUGUAAAUACUAGUAGUGAAUCUUGACUACAAGCUGCAUCGAGUAAUUUAAACGAUGAGAUUACAUUUCAAUGUAAUUAUUUUAGAAUGUAGCCCUCUUGUUCAACUUUUACGGGGUUUUGAAUUUCGCUGACUUUUUAGUGUUUUACAUAGACCGUUACCAUGGUUACAGUUACCAUGGUUACAGUUUCCAUGGUUACAGUUACCAUUGUUACAGUUACCAUGGUUACAGUUACCAUGGUUACAGUUACCAUGGUUACAUUUACCAUGAUUACAGUUACCAUGGUUACAGUUGUUUUUACUUAUGUUUAGCUGUUAAUCGUAAUGCAGAAUAAUAUGUAGUUAGUGCUCAUUUAGCACUUACUAGCACUAAUUAGUGCUAGUAAGUCCUCAUUAUUCAGUAGUUUUAGUAAAGUAUUAAUGGUUAACAUUAACGUUGGAUAGGUUUAUAUUAGAUGGUUUACCGAUGUUCGUAUGAAGUGAAGAGCUCACAUGGGGUACUGGAAAUGACAGGAGCUCAUCUGUAAUUCUGAAACAAAGUGCUUUGAGUGCUAUUGUAAGACAUCUGUUCAUCAAACCAAUUUAAUCGACAAUGUUUUAGAAAUUUGCUCAACUACAAGCGAUGCUGCGAAUUAGAUAGUAGUUUGUCGAAUUACGUUUAAUUAAAUGUUCCGUCACUGUCAAGAUGAUGCAAAAGUCAAUGUUUUACUUAAGUUAUUUAAGAGCAGCAGGAAUGUGUUAGUACAUGAAAUCUAAACGUCCUUAUCUCCUUAUUUCAUAUGAGUCACAUGUUGAUAUCGCACAGUGCGCGCCACGUGAUUUGCACGUGCAUAACACAUGAUACCGGAGCACACGCUGGUAUCGGGUAAAGGGAGACUGUUCUUAAAGUUUGCCUCAAAUCAAAAUGGGGGUUUUAUAUCUUAUCAUUCUUAAAUCUGUAAUUAUUACUUGUAUCUUUUAUUUGUCUGAAAUCUA